AUGGCUUCGCAUGAAGUUGAAGUCGAGUGGCAGUCGUUGAUGGCCCUCGACCUGCCACCGGCGCCAGCGAAUAUUCGCCUCAGUCACUACAGAGACAAGGCGCAAUUUAUGGAAGGUCUGGCCACAAGAUACAACGAAUAUGCAGACUCAGAGGAGACCCAAUUUGGAUGCUUUCAGCUGGCCAUUUUUGCCAUUGCGAGUCCUGCUACCAUUGAUGCCGUUCAGAAUGAUGAUAAAAAGCUCCUCGAAGUGGGUGAUUCGGCAAAAGAUCUCGUCAAGUUUUUCAUCAACGGCUAUGACCUCAAAGUAGCCGAGACGGUCAAUGAGUCCAAGCAGCCGUCUGACCAGGGUAAUACCCCCGCUGUUGUCGAAAGCGCCGCCGUCAAGCCCACGGCCACAGCAAAUCCUGCUGAAACCACCCUAUCGAGCCUCUUUGCUCGUACUUUCGGAAGUGUUCGGCGAUUUGUCCCCUACCACUUCGCGUCCUCACGAACGCCACCAGAGCAGCCAACUACAAGUUCUGAACCUGCUCCAGACCCUGAACCAUCGACAGGAGGCCUCAAGAGUCUGAAAAGAAAAAGAAGUCAUAGCGAUUCAAGUUCAUCAACUCUUUCGGACACAGUUUCGGUUUCUUCAACUGUUUCCAACACAAUUCAUCCAGUUGCCAACAUGCCAAAGACUGUACCCCCCCGACGAUCGCCUCCCACAGCCUGUGGGCGAGGGGUCGUAAACUUGGUAGAGGCAACGCAACUUAGAUUCAUGCUGGAUGUCCGGGAGGAAUUCUCGGCGAACAAAGCAAGAUACAGCAUCUUCGACGCCGAUACGGGUGCUCGGAUCGCAGACGGGACAGAAUACUUUGUCGAAAUGUGUACCCUGGAUUAUGCAAAAAAAAUGUAUGACUGCCUUGGUCUCAGCUGGGUCGUACGGAGUAUACUGUUCAUGGCUGGUGGGGCUGGAACCCCAGACGCCAAACCCAAAAGUGAUUUUGAAUACUGGGACCCCGACUUUGAUAUCGCGGAUCCCGACGAAGCAAGAAUCGACCAAAAGAGAUAUGAGGAAUAUCUUUUGCGACAAUUUGGCACCAAGAAUCCGAGACUCCAAGACGUGUCUGGAGACCUCGAUGCCACUGAACGCGUUCGGGAUCAACUUCCAUCACACAUGUCAUAA
This is a messenger RNA of Beauveria bassiana ARSEF 2860, 1167 nucleotides long. RefSeq lists its product as uncharacterized. The coding region runs from base 1 to 1167 and encodes 388 amino acids. The record is from RefSeq and is a predicted model, not a curated record. Lineage: Eukaryota; Fungi; Ascomycota; Sordariomycetes; Hypocreales; Cordycipitaceae. The transcript is spliced from 3 exons.